UUAAGCGAACGGUUGUACAUUUCCAAAACUGCGAGAGUUUCAAUACUCAACAAAACCAAAAUAAAAACAAACAAAGCCAACUCAAAAACAAACUAUUUUCAAAAAGUGAACAUUUUCAAGCAAAUUUGAAAAUAAAGUGAAGUGGAGAAAAAUAAAAAACGGUGCAAAAAACUAAAAACCCGUGACUAUUAAGAGAGAAUAUUUAAGACUCUUGAAAAUUUUAUUCUUUUUACGAAAAAAAGCUACAAACUGUGCAAAAAAACUUUCAAAGCUUAACGCUUAAAAUUUUAAAACUUUCAAAUCCAUCACUCAAACGUUUUUUAAAUUAAAAACACAACAACAAAACAGCAUUUUAAAUGAUCACACACUUACUAUCCUGAUAGCGUCUGCUGUGCUCUCUUGUGUGUGUCUCCAAAUACCUGCCUUUGCAUUUUUCAAGCAUUUGAAAAAUUGGUUUGUUUUUUGUUUUAAACAAAAAUCCACCAUUUCAAAAUGGCGUUUGCAAUUAUAAGUCGCGGUUUCUUGCGCACUUCCAGAGAAAUACUGGAUCGUAGCAUCGCUGUGGGUAGUAUUCCGAUUUCCCAUUGCCUUAUGGAUCUUGAGAUAAAUCAUUCCUCUGGUACUUUUGUUCCACAUCGUUCGGCUUGCACCGCUCCCACCAUUGCACCGAUUUCCUCUCACGGUAGCAAUAUGGUACUAGUUUGCAAUGAACGCUUUUGUCUGCUGAAACCCAGACAAGCCAAUUCAUACUUGACUAAGCGUCAGAGCAGCACGAAGAAGCGGGUGUCCACUGUAGCAUCAUCAAAGCGUGAAGAAGAAAGUGAUAGCGAUUCGGAUUCGGACGAUGAAUUUGAAAGCAAACGUGUAACAAAGCACUCCAAGAAUAGUGAAAGGGGCGAUUCGGAGUUCUGGCGUCGCAAAAUGCGUACGCUUCAUCGCAUACUCGACGUUAAUCGCGAUGGCGUCAUCUCGUUUGACGAUUUCAAAUUGAUUGCCAAACGCUUCACUGACUUGGGUCAUCUCACGCCCGAGGUGUCGGCUGAAUUUGAGCAAGUGAUGCGCCAAACUUGGGAGGAGCAAUUCGGUGAAAUAACGCCGUAUAAUUUAAUAACUGCCGAGCAGUUUCUUGUUGAAGUGCAUCAUCGUCUCAACGACGAGCAGAUGGUAAAGCGCAUUGGUCGCUUUCUGCCGUAUUUAUUUAAGGCCGUUGAUUACGAUCACACCGGCCACUUGGAUCUCGACCAGUAUAAGUUGUUCUUCCAUUGCUUGGGUCUUACGGAUGACGAUGCUGCAAUUUCUUUUGCUGUGAUAGACAAGAAUGGCGAUGGCCAAGUGUCGUUAAAGGAGUUUCUACAUUUGGGACGUCAAUUCUUCAUUACCGAAGAUGAUACGAAAAUUUCGAAAAUGUUCUGGGGCCCGCUCAUCGAUCAUUGACUUGUUGAACAUGCAUACACGGCUGUGCAGGAAUUGUUGGAGCGCGGACGAACGCAAGACUUCCAACGUGCCCAAUUUAUUCUCUUCACACUCUGCAUGCACCUUGCCUCGGAGAACUUGGGCCUACUCAUCAUUGACGAUACACCAAUCGAGGGAAAUCUUUUGCUAAGACUAUUUUUUUAUGUUAAUACAUUAAUUUUUUUAACAAUCACAUUGCGCUCGUAUGAUCGUGGCGCUUUUAAACAUUUUAUUAUAUAUAAUUUAAGAAAAUUGAAAGAAUCACAAAGCAAGGCGAAAAAAAUAAAGAA
Anastrepha obliqua is the source of this 1742-nucleotide messenger RNA. RefSeq names its product sarcoplasmic calcium-binding protein (gene CBP). The record is from RefSeq and is a predicted model, not a curated record. Lineage: Eukaryota; Metazoa; Arthropoda; Insecta; Diptera; Tephritidae. Gene Ontology annotation, molecular function: calcium ion binding. Bases 493 to 1434 code for a protein of 313 amino acids. The transcript has 5 exons.